Messenger RNA from Megalops cyprinoides (Indo-Pacific tarpon), 2888 nucleotides. Its product is annotated as wiskott-Aldrich syndrome protein-like. Gene Ontology annotation, molecular function: actin binding; microtubule binding. Gene Ontology annotation, cellular component: nucleus; cytoplasm; endoplasmic reticulum membrane. The transcript is spliced from 11 exons. The record is from RefSeq and is a predicted model, not a curated record. Gene Ontology annotation, biological process: actin filament organization. Lineage: Eukaryota; Metazoa; Chordata; Actinopteri; Elopiformes; Megalopidae. The coding region runs from base 111 to 1754 and encodes 547 amino acids.
UUGAAGCAAAAAAAAAAACCCCAAAACCGUCUUUUUAUUUUAAACGACACCAGUUUGUCUGUCGGAGCGGGAGCGGGGAGGGAGCGAGGUUUAGGUUUUAGGGGGACACGAUGAGUCGAGGAUCGAAGUCCAAGACACAGGAGAACAACCCCAGCUCUCUCCUCAGCUGCCAGGAGAAUGAACGUGUCGUUGACCUGCUGGGCCGGAGGUGUGUUAGUCUUGCCACCGCCGUGGUCCAGCUGUACAUGGCCUUGCCCCACAGCCCCUCUGUCUGGAGCUUGCAGCACACCGGCGUUGUCUGCUUCGUCAAGGACAACCCUCAGCGCUCCUACUUCAUCCGCCUCUUUGACAUCAAGGAAAGGAAGCAGAUAUGGGAGCAGGAGCUGUACAACCAGCUGAUGUAUUCCUCCCCCACACCAUACUUCCAUACCUUUCCUGCGGACGACUGCCAAGCAGGGCUGAACUUCGCUAGUGAGGAAGAGGCAGAAGUGUUCAGAAACAUGGUGGAAGAGAAGAUCACCCAAAGAGCUAAUCGUCAAGAGAAAAGGCAACUUCCCCCACCUCCCUCCAAUGACAGAGAAGGGCUGCCACCUCUUCCUACACCAAACGGGCCAGCGUUCCUUUCUGGGGGCCCUUCCACGCCCUCGAUGACAACAGUGGAAAUCCAGAACCCCGACAUCCAGGCGUCUCGCUAUCGUUCGAUGCCCGCCCCACCGCCCGCCCGCGCCACCAGCAGCAAAGGAAAGAAGGAGAAGAAGAGCAAGAAGAAGGGGUCCAAACUGACCAAGGCUGACAUAGGAGCCCCUAGUGGUUUCACGCACGUGACUCAUGUGGGAUGGGAUCCGAACAACCUGGACCCGGACCUGAAGAAGCUGCUCUCCUGCGCUGGGAUCAGCGAGUCCAUGCUCACGGACACGGAGACGUCCAAGCUCAUCUACGACGUCAUCGAGCAGUCCGGCGGAAUGGAGGCCGUCAAAGAGGAGAUGAGGAGACAGGGCCCAGCGCCGCCUCCCCAACCACCUGGUCGGUCUGGUCCCCUCCCUCCCAUUCCUGGUAGUGCGGCCCCUGCACCUCCACCUCCACGCUCAGGGCCCCUCCCCCCCAUCCCUGGACAGUCUCAGCGGGGACCACCCUCCCGGAGCCCCGCCCCACCACCAGGCCGAGGUCCCCUCCCACCCCCGCCCCCUGCGGGAAGAAGCCAGCCUACACCCCCUCCACCUCCCUCUGGUUCUGGGGGGUUCCCACCCCCUCCGCCUCCCUCUUUCUCAGGGGGGCCUCCACCACCCCCUCCUCCUGCUGCCUCCUGCCCUCCCCCGCCCCCCAGCCAGCACCGCUCCAUGGGCCCGCCUCCUCCUCCUGCCCCAGCUAUGGCGAUGGGAGGAGGAGGCGGAGGUGGCGGCGGCCCACCGCCUCCCCCUCCUCCUCCUCCUCCUCCUCCUCCUCCUCCUCCAUCUCUUCCCCCUGCCCCCUCCGGUGGUGGUCCUCCUCCACCACCAUCCCAGUCUGGACCACCCUCACUAUCUUCAGGCGGAGGGGGUAGAGGGGCCUUACUAGAUCAGAUCCGAAUGGGGAAGAAGCUAAAAAAUGUCACGGAGAGCGCUGACCUUCCCCCGCCUGACCCGGGCCAAUCCAGCGAGGGCAUCGUGGGAGCACUCAUGAUGGUCAUGCAGAAGAGGAGUAAAGUCAUCCACUCCUCUGAUGAGGGAGAAGAUGAUGUAGCGGAUGAUGAUGAAGACGAUGAAUGGGAUGACUGAUAAUGCUCUUCUUUUUCUUUUUCUUUUUUUUUUUUUAAAAGCUUGGACCGAAUUUGGUCCAGCUCAUCUUUCUACGUCCUCGUGUCCUCCUCCUCGUUAGAAUGGAAGGUCGUAUAGGGUGGGCAGUUUUGUUGUCAUGGCAAGUCAGCACAGAGAUGCUGUAGUCUACACUGGACAACUACAGCCAGUCAGCGUCUGUCCCUACUCACUUCUGUGCUGGCCGCUGUGUAAAAUCUACCAUCAAAGAACUAAAAAUGUUUAAAAUAAUAACCCAGCACUUAACAGUAAGUGCUGUGUCAAAAGUUGAAAGGUCAAAAAAAUAUAAUAAAAUUUAAGUGCUUUUCAAUAUAGUGAUUAAGAGGCUGUAUAGGACCAAAUUAUUAUACAAAUCAUGUUUAAAUAUACUGGGUGUCCUAUUUUAAAAGGGGUGACUGUCAAAGUGGCUCAGUUUCUUCCCUUGGCAGGAAUAAAGGCACAAGUACAGGAUCUUAAUUCAGGCAAGCAGACUUGGGUGAUCAGGUGAGCGUAAGUGCUCAGGUCCUGUGUUCCUUUGAAAUUAACGGGAGAUCUUGUGAAUGUUGCCUGAAUUGGGUAUGCUGGUAUGCUGUGUUCAAAAGGAAGUGUACAUUAAUUGUUCUGUUGUUCUUGUUUCUGUUGUGAUGUAUAUAAUGUAUAUACAUACCACAAUAGUCUUAUAGCUUGAACUGCUUAAGAGCAAUGGCCAAAUAAAUAGAUAACAUUAAAUUAGGUGAGAUUUAAUAUCAUAAAACAUUAAAUGCAGGAUGGUUGGUCUCCUUGCACAUACCCAGCCACCUUGCUUCAUUAUUUCUCCCUAGUUAUGUUCUUAAGUAGACUUAAUCACCUAAACUGCUUAUUUGAAUAUAUUAGUUCCUUAUUAUUGAAACCUUUUUCCUCCUUAAGUACAUGAAACAGGCAUUGGGACAACUUUUGAAUAUAGGACCCUGUGUCUGUGUACUGUAAUAUCACUCCUUGAGUCACAGAUUUAGGACACCGUUUGUGUCCUUCAAUGGUCCCUUCUACUGUCUGCAGUGUUACGUGCUUGAACUGUACUUUUAAGAAAUUAAUGCCACUCAGCAAUUAAUUUGAACCUUGAGUGAAGCUGUGAACUUAAUA